AUGACAUGGUUGUUACUCCGGUCUUGGAGCUCGUUGCGUGCAAGCGUCAAAUGUCGUCUUUUCAGCGUAUUAAAUGGCAUUUCUGACGAUCUGCUAGUGAGUACAAGUAUCGGGCAUCAAAUUGGGGGUGAUUCACACACUGCGUUGAUAGACAGUUUGGUCCGGACGAAUCUGGUGGCUGCUGGCUCACGACUUGAGGCUGUGCUAAGACAGGUGGACCGUGGAGAUUUCGUGAUGCCGGCAGUUCGAGACUCAAGUGAUCGAUAUGCUAAUCGUCCAUUAAAGAUUGGUACUGUAGCUACCAUUUCCACUCCUCAGCAACACGCACAGGUACUGAGGCUGCUGGAGCCGCACCUUCAGCCAGGAAUGACAGCGGUGGACGUGGGUUCCGGCUCGGGGAUCCUCGUGGCUGCUAUGGUGCAUUUGGUGGGUCCAUUGGGUCACGUUACAGGGGUAGAUAUUGUCCCGGAACUUGUGGCGUUCUCAAAAGAGAACUUACAACGCAGUCUAGGCAAAGAGGUAGCCGACAAGCAGACCAAGAUCCUGCUGAGUACUGGUAAAAAGGACCUUGGUCUGCCGUCUGAUCACCCGUACAAUUGCGUCCAUGUCGGUGUUGCUGUCGAGACCAAAGCUGAAGCAGAUAGGUUUUUGGAGUACGUUAGACCUGGUGGAGGACUAUUGAUUCCGCUUGGCGGAGCGGGUACUGAGCAAAAGCUAGUUAAGAUGACGAAACUUGCUGAUGGGACUGUAGACAAACAAGACAUUAUGAGCGUUCUUUGCCAGCCCAUCUUAGACAGCGUGCCCGUGGAAACUGUCUACGAGACACGCGCUAAAAAGUUAAAGCGGGUAGAACAGGCUCUUGCGCAGUGGCGCAUUGACUUUGAGGCCACAUACGAACGUAAACCUACGCGAGAUGAUCUCAUGGGUAACGCUGACGCGAAAAAGAUGUUUCAAGAGUUUGCAGCGCUGCGAAAAUAG
This is a messenger RNA of Peronospora farinosa, 978 nucleotides long. The record is from the annotation of a GenBank genome assembly. NCBI's taxonomy places the organism in Eukaryota, Oomycota, Peronosporomycetes, Peronosporales, Peronosporaceae.